AUGCCUGGAGCUAAAAAGUCCACGAAGAAGUUCGAGAAGAACCAUCUCAAAGAUGUUAUCGACCGACGCAAGGCGCAUGCCAAGGUCAAGCAGAGACACCACUUGAAUGACAAGCGAAAAGAAAAAAAUGCCGCUAAACGUGAGGCCGAAGGCCCUGAAGAGAAAAGCCCAGAGGAAUUGAAGAAGCAAAAUGCCUUCUCCGAAAUGAACGUCGACGAUUUCUUCGCUGGCGGCUUCGACAUUCCCGAAGAGACUGCGAAAGGAAAGAAGGCCAGCAAGAAAGACACCACUCCCAAGAUUGGCAAGCGCAAGCGCUCAGAGGACAAGGCACAGGCGGACGAGGCUUCUGACGCUGAGGGCGACAAUGAUGAAGAUGCCAGUGAUGUUGAUGCUUACGACGAACACAAGGAUCAACUGGAGUCGUUGAAGGAGAAGGACCCCGAGUUCUACAAAUACCUGAAGGAGAACGAUGCGGAAUUACUCGACUUCGGUGAUCAAGGCGACCUCUCAGAAGUCGACGCUCUGAGCGAAAGCGAAGCGCCCGAAGACGAGGAGCCCGCUAAGAAGAAGAAGAAGAAGUCGAAGAAGGAUGAAGUCGAGGAGACCGAGGAGGACGCCGACACCCUGACGAUCGCUAUGGUCAAGAAGUGGCAGAAGUUGAUGGAGGAGCAGAACUCGAUUCGAGCAAUGCGCCAGGUUGUGCUCGCCUUCCGUGCGGCCGCCUAUGUCAACGACCCCGAUGCCCCCGAUCAGAAAUAUACCAUCUCCGACAAGAACGUGUACCACCAGGUUCUUGUCACGGCCUUGACCACCGUUCCUAAAGUCCUGGCCCACCAUCUCCCUGUCAAGGAGAGCGCUUCUGGAAAGAUCAGGGUUUCGUUGGAAACCAAGAAGUUCAAGACACUCACACCUUUGAUCAAAUCACACACUGCCUCCGUUCACCAGCUCCUGAUCAACCUAACUGAUGCAUCAACACUCAAGAUGACCCUCGCGUCCAUUGAGCCCAUGCUGCCCUACCUUCUCCAGUUCCGCAAGGUGCUGAAGACCCUCGUUAAGAUUGUCGUCGGAAUCUGGUCAGAUGUUGCCACUGCCGACGCAACCCGUAUCACAGGUUUCUUGCUUCUCCGUCGUCUUAUGGUUCUCGGAGAUGCUGGUAUCAAGGAGACUGUUCUCAAGGCCACCUACGAGGGUGUUGUCAAGGGCAGCCGUAACACCACAGUACACACACUUGCCGGUGUGAACUUGAUGAAGAACUCAGCUGCCGAGAUCUGGGGCAUUGACCAGAACGUCGCAUACACAGCCGGAUUCUCCUUCAUCCGCCAGCUGGCCAUGCACUUGCGCAAGAGUAUCACCAACACCACCAAGGACUCCUACAAGACCAUCUACAACUGGCAAUACGUGCACUCGCUGGACUUCUGGUCCCGCGUUCUUUCACAGCACUGCGACGGUCUCGUGGAAGCCCAAGUAGGCAAGGAAUCUGCCUUGCGCCCCCUCAUCUACCCCGUCGUGCAAAUCACCCUCGGUGCCAUGCGCUUGAUCCCAACCGCCACGUACUUCCCCCUGCGCUUCCAACUGACGCGCUCCCUGCUCCGCAUCUCCCGCUCCACCGGCACCUACAUUCCGCUCUCAUCCUCCCUCCUCGAGGUCCUGACCUCCGCUGAGAUGCGCAAGCACCCCAAGACCAGCACUCUUCGACCCCUGGACUUCAACACAGCCAUCCGCGCUCCGAAAUCCUACCUACGCUCCCGUACCUACCAGGACGGCGUCGGCGAACAGGUCGCCGAGCUCCUUUCUGAGUUCUUCGUUCUCUGGUCCAAGCACAUUGCGUUCCCGGAAUUGUCCGUGCCCGUCGUUGUCUCCCUCAAGCGCUGGCUGAAGCAGGUCUCUGCCCGCAGCGGUGGAAACAAGAAUGCUAAGAUCAACCAAAUGAUCCUGCUGCUAGUGCAGAAGGUCGAGGCUAAUGCCCGCUGGAUCGAGGAGCGUCGUGCGAAUGUCUCCUACGCUCCUCGCCACCGCUCUGAGGUCGAGGGUUUCCUCAAGGAUGUUGACUGGGAAACUACACCUGUUGGUGCAUUCGUCAAGACACAGCGUAAGCUCCGUGCGGAGCGUGCUGCUGUACUUGAGGAGGGUCGCAUCGAGGAAGAGAAGCGGAGAGCGGAGGCCAAGAAGAAUGGUGCCGAGGAUGAAGGCCCGAGUGGUUUCCCUGCCGGCGAUGCCGGUAGCGAGGACGAGGAAGAAGAGGAGAGUGAAGAGGAGCUCGAGAUUGAGAGCGAAGACGAAGACGAAGAUGAGAUGGAGAUGGAGGACGAGUAG
Penicillium soppii is the source of this 2313-nucleotide messenger RNA. RefSeq names its product mRNA-binding ribosome synthesis protein NOC2. Gene Ontology annotation, cellular component: Noc2p-Noc3p complex; nucleolus; nucleoplasm. The transcript has a single exon. The record is from RefSeq and is a predicted model, not a curated record. Lineage: Eukaryota; Fungi; Ascomycota; Eurotiomycetes; Eurotiales; Aspergillaceae. Bases 1 to 2313 code for a protein of 770 amino acids. Gene Ontology annotation, biological process: ribosomal large subunit biogenesis.